GGAAGAUUUUAAACUAAAUGAAAAUACUCUCUCAUCUAUCACUCUCUAUAUAAGUAGCAUCCGAUCCCUCAACACACUCAAAGACAACAAUACCAAAGUGGCAAAGUGUGAGCUCGCUCUCGAAAAGGUAAUAAAGCCUCACCUCUGAUCAGGAUCGGAGUUCCGGCGACUAUGUCCGGGCGGCGGCAGAGAAGUUCCGGUCGCUCAGAGUUCACAGAGAAUGAGAUCAAUGAUCUUGCUUCAAGGUUACAAGCAUUGCUCCCACAACCUAACCAACAAACAAGGAACUCAAGGGUAUCAGUGUUGGAGAUCUUGAAGGAAACUUGCAGUCACAUCAAGCGGCUACAGAAAGAUGUGGAAGACCUUAGUGAAACGCUGACAGGGCUGUUGGAUUCUCUUCACAUUACUGAUAUUGACAUCACUCUUUUACAAGAUCUUUUGCAACAAAAAUAAUAAUAAUAAUUUCUUUAAUAUAAGGUCCCUUUUCAACCUUCUAGCUAGGCUCUAGCUAUACAUCACCAGAUAUUGUUUUCUCAUCCUGUGUGUUCCCUAAACUGUUGUGGUGGAUCCAUACCUACAUAUAUAAUCUAAAAAUGUAUAAUUAAUGUCUGUAAUAAUAGUGAAAUAUAAUAUACUAUCUUUGUUAAUAUCUUAAUAAUAAACAAUAUU
Arachis ipaensis is the source of this 669-nucleotide messenger RNA. The record is from RefSeq and is a predicted model, not a curated record. NCBI's taxonomy places the organism in Eukaryota, Viridiplantae, Streptophyta, Magnoliopsida, Fabales, Fabaceae.